Molecule: messenger RNA, 989 nt
Organism: Saccostrea cuccullata (small rock oyster)
Lineage: Eukaryota; Metazoa; Mollusca; Bivalvia; Ostreida; Ostreidae
Exons: 6
Coding region: 47-820 (257 amino acids)
Biological process (GO): calcium ion import across plasma membrane
Cellular component (GO): plasma membrane
Molecular function (GO): monoatomic ion channel activity
Source: RefSeq, a predicted model, not a curated record
CUCAUCCACUUUGAUAAUUCUGGUAUUACCACUACGAUUUACUCAAAUGUCAGAGCAAUGGUUUGUGUUCUCAGCUGCCUAUCUUCUGUGGACUGUGAGAAUUUUUAAAUAUGCUGCUGUUUUUAGACAAACGGGAGCAUAUGUGCAGAUUUUAUGGAGAAUUCUUAUUCACGAUAUUUUCCAGUUUACCACAUUCUUCCUCUUCAUUCUGUUGGCCUUCAGUGGUUGUCUUCUUUUGUCUCUUCGAGGGGAAGGGUCAUUGGAACAGUUUCAUGAGAGCAGUUCCUUUUGGUCAAUCCUAUUUCUUGGAGCAAGGAUCUUGAUAGAGGCUGAGCGAAUUGUAGAAUAUACAGAACUUCAGACUACGAGUCUUAUCAUUAUGGCAGUAUUUUUGUUUACAAUCUGCGUCCUUCUACUAAACAUUUUGAUUGCUCAGCUCAGUGACACUUACCAAAAUGUCCAACAGGACGCUCAGCGGGGGUUAGAGGUCAACAGAGCCUGGAUUGUGGCCAGGGUCGAACUAAAUAGUCUUCUCUUUGGAAAGGGUCAUCGAAUAUCACACUACAAGGAAAGUGAAAACAUUGAUGAUAUUAAAGAUGUUUUAGAAAAAUGGGAAAGUCCUCCAUUGAACGAAAUCAACAAGUGUAUUCAAAAUAUAUCGGAUGAUCUCGAUUCUCACAAAAUGAAUCUUUUGACGAUUAAGAAAACAGUGGCAAGACAAGAAGCGACCUUGUCUACAAUCCAAAUCAGUCUGGAUAAGCUUUUAGAACUGGAGGAAAGGAGACAAAGACAAACCUUGAGACGUUCAUUCACUGUAUAAAAUACGUAUACAAAUUUCCAAACCCAGAUUAUUUAUGUUAUUUACUGUAUGAUGAAACCACUUGUUUUAUCUCUUAUAUCGGUAUUUCAUUGGUGAUCAUUUGUGAUUUCGAUUCUGAUUAUUUCAUUUUUCUUAAAAUAUGUUGCUAUUGGUUGCUUGUCUUUUUGUC